Messenger RNA from Gadus chalcogrammus (walleye pollock), 1607 nucleotides. Its product is annotated as breast cancer anti-estrogen resistance protein 3 homolog. Gene Ontology annotation, molecular function: phosphotyrosine residue binding. The record is from RefSeq and is a predicted model, not a curated record. NCBI's taxonomy places the organism in Eukaryota, Metazoa, Chordata, Actinopteri, Gadiformes, Gadidae. The transcript has 8 exons. Bases 153 to 1352 code for a protein of 399 amino acids. Gene Ontology annotation, biological process: positive regulation of peptidyl-serine phosphorylation.
AGAUUGAGACACACAGAGGCAGAGAGCGAGAGAGAAGGUCCUGUCUGGCCAGUAUUGAGCCUUGCUGCGUGUUGUUGCCUGCCUGCCGGAGCAAGGACACUUGUGAGCCGGUUCAGAGAGUUUCAGUUCAGUCAGCGAGUGACAAGUUGAGGAUGAUGGCUGAGGGACGCUUUGCCAGCCUACCCAGGUCCCUCAACACACAGCAUGCCCUAGGAGGAGGCCCCGCCCGGCCGGGGGAGCCCAGGGGGCCACUGGGUGUGCCUGGGGCCAGCCCAAUGACCUCCAGGAGGCUCCAGGCAUCCCUCACCUCCUCCAUGGAGCUCAUCAGUUCCUCCAGAAACGGAACUAAUUCAGGACAGGGCAGUGGGCAAUCAGAGCUGCCCAAUGCCGCCUACCACGCAGUCUCCAUUCACGGAACUCUGCCUCGACGCAAGAGAGGCGGGGCUAAUGAUAACCAUGCCCAAGGCCACUACACAUGGGACCCACGAGCCAAUCAAUCCAACUCCCACGUUCACACGCCAUUGGUUCCAGCGCACGUUCGUCAACCCAUGUCAUCGCAAUUCGUCAACAAUGCUAAUGACGACUUCAAGGGUUACAGGGACUCCCCCGCCGGCCUGGACGCCACCUUGGACUAUGUCAAGUUCUCAAGGGACCAGUUCAUCAUGGACGGUGGUCCUCCGGAGAAGCUUCACAGGGAGCUUGAGGAAGAGCUAAAGACGAACAGUGAGGAGCCCAGGAGUCAUGCCUGGUACCACGGGUCCAUCCCCAGACAGGUGGCAGAGAACCUAGUCCAGCGCGAUGGAGAUUUCCUGGUCCGUGAUUCGCUAUCCAGUCCAGGCUGCUACGUUCUGACCAGCCAGUGGCGUAAUACCGCUCAGCACUUUAAAAUCAAUAAAAAGGUGGUCAUGUUGAACGAGGCCUACUCUAGAGUGCAAUACAGUGUUGAGAGGGAGGGCUUUGACAGCGUGCCCGCCCUCAUACGAUACUAUGUGGGCAACAGGAAGCCCGUCUCCCAGGUGGUGGGAGCCAUUGUUUUCCAACCAAUCAACAGAGGGCUGCCACUGCGCUGCCUGGAAGAGAAGUACGGAUUGGCCACCAACCCGCAGGAGGCGAGGCUCACCCUGCCUGAGAAGCGGAGUCAGAAGCGCUUAAGCCUCAACAUCACCAAUGGGCAAGCGCAAGACCACGUGCAUGUCGUGCACGACAACUCACACACACAGUGCAAUGGCAUGGGUCGAGGGAACCAGCUCAGGUCAGUGUACACACCCACACACAUACACACAGACAACACACACACACACACAGACACACACUGUCCUUUUAUUGCUGGCUGCAACACAACAGAACAAUAAAAGCUCAGCGCACACAAGCAGGAAGGCAGACAUAAACAAACACACACAGAUGCACACACAUUCUAAAACACACACUGCAGGCCAAGAUAUACUCCCUUUGCUACUCUUUUAAUUUAUCUGAGUGCUACAAUUCUACUUAGAUUUUAUGAUCAAGACAGUUGGAGUCAUUUUCCGUAGUUCAUUGCUUAUUUAACAUUGUGGUAGAAAAUAAUGAAGGUUUAAAAGGAUAUUUGCCAAAUAUUAGGAUAUAUUAGU